AUGUGCCGCCAGUGGUGUCGGUGCGUGGGGUGGAGGCUCUGCACGGAGAGUGACUGGAAAGUAUUGAGGGCGGUUGCGAGGAACAUGGGCGAGGCGGAGAUUGAGGGGCAAUACUGCAGCCCCAAGCCGGAGUUUGUGACGAGGAUGCGGGCGAGUUGGCAAGGAGAUGGUAUUGGAGACUCCGUCCGUUGCGGAGCAGGAGGACACGACACCUCAUGGAGGUGCAAAUGGAGUGAGAGCCUCAUCGGGGACAAAGAUGCAGAUCUCUCUGGGAUUGUAAUUCCAAUUCCUCGCGCAAUUGACGCAGCCAUCUCCAGUAUAGCUACAGGCUGA
Messenger RNA from Trypanosoma rangeli, 333 nucleotides. RefSeq lists its product as uncharacterized. Lineage: Eukaryota; Euglenozoa; Kinetoplastea; Trypanosomatida; Trypanosomatidae. Bases 1 to 333 code for a protein of 110 amino acids. The transcript has a single exon. The record is from RefSeq and is a predicted model, not a curated record.